CAGAAAAUAUUGGUAACUCUCUUCAUGGAAAUCUCAUUCUACUCCUGCUUCAUUCUCUUCUUGAUGUUCUAUUUCCUCUCAAAACACCUAUGCAAAAUCAGCAGGAACCUUCCACCGAGUCCAGGCCUCUCUCUGCCAAUUAUUGGUCAUCUCUAUCUCAUCAAGAAACCCCUCCAUCAGAGUCUUGCCAAUCUUUCCGACAAAUAUGGUCCAAUUCUAUUCAUUCAAUUUGGCUCUCGUCCUGUAAUCCUCGUAUCAUCCCCUUCAGUUGCAGAGGAGUGCUUAUCUAAAAAUGACAUAAUUUUUGCAAAUCGACCUCGGCUGCUUGCUGGAAAACAUCUUGGGUAUAACUAUACCACGCUUACUUGGGCCUCAUAUGGGAACCACUGGCGCAAUUUAAGGCGCAUAGCUGCUCUUGAAAUCUUAUCAACCAAUCGCCUGAAGAUGUUCUAUCAUAUACGGGCUGAUGAGGUCAGGUUAUUGGUUCAUCAGCUUUUUAAAGGUUGCAGGGGUGGUGAGUUCAUGUCAAUUGAUGCCAAGUCAACUUUUUUCGAUCUGACGCUUAAUGUCAUUACGCGGAUGAUUGCCGGAAAGCGAUAUUAUGGAGAGGAUCUAGCAGAAUUGGGUGAAGCAAGGCAGUUUAAAGAAAUUGUGAGAGAGACCUUUGAAUUAAGUGGAGCUACGAAUAUUGGAGAUUUUGUGCCAGCAUUGAAAUGGAUUGGAUUGAACAAUGUUGAGAAAAGGUUGGCUAUAUUGCAUAGAAAGAGGGAUGAAUUCGUUCAAGGCUUGAUUCUAGAGCAUAGAAAAGUUAAGAGCGAGUCUGCUUCAGAUCAAGGGAGCAGUAAAACCAUGAUCGAUGUCCUGUUAACCUUGCAAGAAACUGAACCUGAGUAUUAUACCGAUGAAAUAAUCAGAGGCCUAAUGACAGUAAUCUUAUCUGCGGGGACGGACACUUCAGCUGGGACCAUGGAGUGGGCAUUGUCACUCUUGCUGAACAAUCCACAGGCCUUGAUGAAGGCCCAGAUCGAAAUUGAUACCAUUAUUGGUCCAAGCAAGCUCAUUGAAGAAUCAGACCUUCUCAAGCUUCCCUAUCUCCAAGGCAUCAUCAACGAGACUCUCCGAAUGUACCCUGCUGCCCCACUGCUCCCGCCCCAUGAGUCAUCAGAGGAGUGCACUGUUGGAGGUUUUCGAGUCCCGCGAGGCACCAUGCUCUUAGUGAAUAUGCGGUCUGUACACAAUGAUCCCAACUUAUGGGAGGAGCCCACAAAGUUUAAGCCAGAAAGGUUUCAUGGCCCAGAGGGACAAAGAGAUGGGUUCAUAUAUUUACCUUUUGGUGCUGGGAGGAGAGGUUGUCCAGGAGAGGGCUUAGCUACAAGGAUAGUUGGGCUGGCUUUAGGAUCUCUUAUUCAGUGUUUCGAGUGGGAGAGAGUCGGUGGGGAACUUGUGGACAUGAGUGAAGGAACUGGGCUCACAAUGCCUAAGGCCCAACCACUGUGGGCUAAAUGUAGACCACGCCCUGCAAUGGUGAAUCUUCUUUCUCAAACCUGACGACACCUCGUUGUUCCGGUCUAUGGUUUCCCACGCUUGCAGUUUUCGGCUUAGCCUUGCGGUCGCUGCUUCAAUGCUUUGAACGGAAGACGAGAGGACAGGGAAAGCAAAUGGUGGACAUGAAAGAGGG
This is a messenger RNA of Populus euphratica (Euphrates poplar), 1678 nucleotides long. Its product is annotated as isoflavone 2'-hydroxylase-like. The transcript has 2 exons. The record is from RefSeq and is a predicted model, not a curated record. Bases 25 to 1548 code for a protein of 507 amino acids. NCBI's taxonomy places the organism in Eukaryota, Viridiplantae, Streptophyta, Magnoliopsida, Malpighiales, Salicaceae. Gene Ontology annotation, molecular function: iron ion binding; oxidoreductase activity, acting on paired donors, with incorporation or reduction of molecular oxygen; heme binding.